GGACCUACUUUUUGUGGGGCACCAAAAGAAAGCCUAGUUUUUUUCUGUAGGAGAGGGGCCGUUUUCGAUUCGGGCUAACGAAGAAUCUUCAAAAAAACAGAACCUUCAUCUUUACAUUAAAACCAUACAAAUCCAUAAAAGGGGCGCCCUCAAAAACCACCUUCUUGCGCCAAAACACUCUCUCAACUUGAAAUGGCUUCUGAUUCCAGAUGUUACAGAUGUAUUUUUUGGUUAUCCUUGAUAACGGGCUAUUGGUAUUCCGUUUUGAGUUCCGCGGCGAGUAGAAUUCCGAGGGGUGUCUCAGUGAGAGACGGAGGAGAAACCGUAAUUUCGGCGGAAGAGAAAUUCGAGUUGGGAUUCUUCAGCCCUCAAGGUUCAGGCUUUCGAUAUGUGGGGAUAUGGUACUAUGGAAUCGCAGUUCGAACAGUUGUGUGGGUGGCCAACAGAGACACGCCGAUAUCGGGGAAUGACGGAGUUCUAACCAUGGGAGACGACGGCAAUUUGAAGAUUACACAAGGCGACGGCGAGAUUGUGUGGUCCAGCAAUGUAACAGUUGCAUCCACCAAUUCGACGGCGGUUCUUAUGGACACCGGAAAUCUCGCAAUUCUCCAAAACGGGAACUCAAAGAGGGUGCUCUGGCAGAGUUUCGAUCAUCCCACGGAUACGUACUUGCCCGACAUGGAGGUCCACAUGGAUGCCAAGGGUGGAGAGAGGCGCGUCUUCACUUCGUGGAGAAGCGCCGUUGAUCCUUCACCGGGGAACUACACGAUGGGCGUGGAUCCUCGUGGAUCGCCGCAGAUAGUGAUAUGGGAAGGGCCGAAUCGACGGUGGAGAAGUGGGCAUUUUAACGGAAUUUCAUUCAUCGGCGUCACAGACGUGAAGACAAUCUAUCUGUCCGGAUUUAGGCUGUCGAAUCUGGGCGGUGGCAGGCUGUACUUCACGUACACGCCGCCUGAUGAAUCUUUUGUUAAAUUCCAGAUAAACUGGGAGGGCGUUGAGAGGCAGGAGACGUGGAACGAUGAACGAAGAGAGUGGGGGCUCGUGCAAGCGCAUCCUGUUGAUGACUGCGACAACUAUAACCGCUGUGGUCCGUUUGGGAAGUGUGAUCGGACGGAUGGAAUGAGGUGCCGUUGUUUGGAAGGCUUUGUGAUCAAGGAUGGUGAUCAAUGGUGCACCAGGAGGACUGGAUUGCAGUGUGGGGUUAAUGGGGGAAACGAUGGUUUUUGGGAGGUUGAGAAUGUUAAGCUGCCUGACUUUGUGGAUUACGUAGGAUUAGAAAACGCGAAAGAGUGCCAACGGCUGUGCCUCAACAACUGUUCCUGCACUGCGUUUGCUUUUGUUACUGGAAUCAACUGCAUGAUAUGGACCCAAGACUUGCUUGAUGUUGAACAGUUUAUCGAGGGUGGCAACACUUUGUUCCUUCGCCUCGCAGCCUCGGAAUUGGGUGGCAAGAAGCAUGUAGCAAGAACUAUCAUCAUAACAACUGCUGUUGUUGGGACAUUCCUCCUAUUUCUCUCGGGUUGGCUUCUCUUGCAGCAAAAAAGAAAAAACCGUGUGGUCUCAGACAGAAACGAAAUGCCCAAAGCUGGUCUCAGCAGGGAAUAUUCCAUAGAUUAUUCUGGACCAAGUGAGCUUGGAGUGGAAGGGCAGCAAGCAAAUGGAACUGAACUAGCAAUGUUCAGCUUCAACUCCUUGGUAGCGGCUACGGACAACUUUUCCAGCAAGAAUAAACUUGGACAAGGAGGAUUUGGUCAUGUAUACAAGGGUGUACUAGCGGAUGGGCAGGAAAUAGCAGUGAAGAGGCUCUCAAGGAAAUCUGGUCAGGGAAUACAGGAGUUCAAGAAUGAAAUAAUGCUAAUUGCUAAACUACAGCACAGGAAUCUUGUUAGACUCUUGGGCUGCUGCAUUCAGGGAGAAGAAAACAUUCUACUUUAUGAGUAUAUGCCCAACAAAAGCCUCGAUUCGUAUCUUUUUGAUCCUGAUAAGAAGCCUCAGCUAGACUGGAAUAAGCGAUUUAGCAUUAUCAAAGGCAUUGCGAGAGGGCUUCUGUAUCUGCACCGUGACUCAAGGCUGAGGAUAAUACACAGGGACCUAAAAGUUAGCAACAUCUUGUUGGAUGAAGAGAUGAACCCAAAGAUCUCAGAUUUUGGCAUGGCAAGAAUAUUUGGUGGGAACCAAAAUGAAGCGAACACAAACACGGUGGUUGGCACAUACGGUUAUAUGGCGCCUGAAUAUGCUAUGGAAGGCUUGUUUUCCCUUAAGUCGGAUGUUUAUAGCUUUGGCGUGCUGCUCUUGGAGAUCAUAACUGGCCAAAGAAACGCAAGCUUUCGCUCAACAGACUUCUCAAAUAUGAUUGCAUAUGCAUGGGAUCUUUGGGACAAAGGGAGAGCAAUCGAGCUGCUCGAUGCUUCAAUCCCAGAAUCGAGUUUACAAGAACAAGUGCUGAGAUGCAUUCAUGUGGGGAUGCUGUGUGUGCAAGACGUUGCUGCCCACAGGCCAAACAUGCCGGCUGUUUUGCUGAUGCUGGAGAGCGAGAACGUGGCGUUGCCUAUGCCGAGACAACCUACUUUUACAUCAAUGAGAUAUAAUCUAGAUGAGGAUAUAUGGAAUGUAAAUCAAGAUGCUGUAUCCUCAAACAAUGUCACCAUCAGUGUGAUUCUUGGUAGAUAAUUCUUUCAUUCUUGCCCUUUCUUAUUUUUUAUGUUAAUAUGAGCUUUUGCGCAAA
Molecule: messenger RNA, 2725 nt
Organism: Salvia miltiorrhiza (redroot sage)
Lineage: Eukaryota; Viridiplantae; Streptophyta; Magnoliopsida; Lamiales; Lamiaceae
Product: G-type lectin S-receptor-like serine/threonine-protein kinase B120
Exons: 7
Coding region: 193-2670 (825 amino acids)
Biological process (GO): recognition of pollen; protein phosphorylation
Molecular function (GO): protein serine/threonine kinase activity; ATP binding
Source: RefSeq, a predicted model, not a curated record